AGCGCCAAUGCGCCGCAAUUUAUCAGAAAUCAAAAAAGCUUUCACUACACGAAUCCUUAAACACUCUCCCUCUUAAACCACUGCACAUCUUUUACAUUCAUCAUGGCGGAUUUUGAACCACCUUCCUUCUCCUUAGGGCUCGAUCUUGAUCCACCUGAUUCCGAUCCCCAAACUGCUACUGCAACUAACAAUAAUAGCCCUCCGUCAAUACUCCUAGAUGACGAUGAUGAUUUUGAAACCCUAACAGUUGUUGAUUCAGAUCCUGAUGAUCGGGAUUCCGUUCCCAAAUUGAAGCGGCUCCGGCGAGGAUCUGCCGUGUCAUUGGCUUCCGGUAAGAGUGUGGUGGAUCUGCAGGCUUCGGUGGUUGUUGAUGAUGAUGAUAUUGAAGAUUUCUCUUCGCCAGAGGAUAACUGUACAGACAAACAUCUUUCGACACAACACCAUUCAGUCUGCAAAACUUCAAAAUUUUCACUUAAUGUACAAUCAGGUAACAGAAAACAAAACGCCUCAAAUGCACAAGAGUCCGUAAUCACAAGCUGCAAUAAACCACCAUUCCCAAAGUUAUCAGCCAGUCCUCUCAGAAGGUUUCAGUUGAUUGAUUCCGACUCAGAUUAUGACGAUCCCUAUAUCAGUGAAGGUACCACUAACAAGACUUAUAACAGAUCAGAACCGUAUUUGAACUGUGGCCCACCUGAUGUUGUGCAACAUGAGCAGAAAAAAAUAAAUGAACCAAAUAAAACAUCCACUAAGAAAGAUCUAUGGGAGGAUUUCGAACCCGAGAAGAGUUUUCGUAUCCCAACACCUGCAUUGGAUGAAUUUUGUGAGGAGUAUUUUAGUAGCGUGAAAGAUAAAAGAAUAUCUCAGAGUAAUGUAGGAAAGAUUAACCGAAAUAUUCAUGUUACAAACAAUGUAAUAGAUUUGGGUGACCCUCGUCCUCCUGCUCAUCAGUAUUUCUUCCAUAAUGAUCCUAGGGUCCAAGAUUUAGUUCGAACUCGCUUGCCAAAUUUCUUCCCUAUAAAUGCAGAGAACAAAGAUUCUGAGCAGCCUAGUACAUCAAACAUUGAUUACAUGGGUCAGUUUAGAUGUGCUGAAAACUCUAAACAAGCUGCUAGAACUAAUAAAGCUGAAACAAGCUCAAGGAAAAAUUCAAGAAAAUCAAAAACCCAAGAAACAGCUCAAGGCUCUAUGAAUCCGCCGGCGCUUAAUACUGAGAGACGGGUCCCGAAAGUUGCUGGCAAAAGAAGGGUUCAAGCAGAUGGUCAAUCUGCUAGUGCUGGUACUGUUGGGCAUUGGUUUACAAACCAAGAAGGGAAGAGGGUUUAUGUCAGUAAAAAUGGGCAAGAGUUGACUGGCCGAGCUGCUUACAUGCUUUAUAAAAAGGAAAGUGGAGCCGGAUUUAGAAGUAAAAAGGCAAAGAAAACUUCCACCAAGAAGAAAUGAAUGCUGAUUGUGUGUAUAUGAUUGUAUUCCAAGAGUUUGUCAUGUCAGCUAGCAUUUUCAGCUUAUCCACGUGGCAUGUGAUGACUUAGGUCAACCAGUUUUGUUGCUUCUUCUGAGUUCUGAUACAUGCGUAGACCAUGUCUCUGCAAAAUGGUCGGUCGGGUCACAAUAGGUUGUUUUUAGGUACAUGCUAAAACUUGUCGGGCGGAGCCAGCCCCCAACUACUUGAUGUUUUUUCUUGUUUGAACUUACAGAUAAAUAAUUGACGUGUUAAGUAUGAUUUCAUAAAUUGUAUUUUUACAUUAGUAACA
Messenger RNA from Helianthus annuus (common sunflower), 1751 nucleotides. RefSeq lists its product as uncharacterized. Bases 103 to 1440 code for a protein of 445 amino acids. The transcript is spliced from 5 exons. The record is from RefSeq and is a predicted model, not a curated record. NCBI's taxonomy places the organism in Eukaryota, Viridiplantae, Streptophyta, Magnoliopsida, Asterales, Asteraceae.